This is a messenger RNA of Prorocentrum cordatum, 6753 nucleotides long. Lineage: Eukaryota; Dinophyceae; Prorocentrales; Prorocentraceae. The record is from the annotation of a GenBank genome assembly.
CGCCCAUACCCGGGCCUCUCGAACCUAUACAACACCUGCUACCUGAACGCGCCCCUGCAGUGCCUCCCCCACUGCCCCGCCGCGCGCGCCGCGCUCCUGGGGGCGGAGGGCGAGGGCGAGCCGCUGGAGCUGCGCGCCCUGGCGACCGCCUGCGCGCGCGGGGUGCCGCCGCCCGCGGAGCACGUCGGCGGCGCCGCGCCAGCGCCAGUCCGCGUGGACCGCUGGUCCCCGCGCGCCUUCGUGGACGCGUUCCUCGCGAAGCACUUUCUCUUCAAGCUGGGGAGGUACGCGGACGCGGGCGAGGCGCUGUCGUUCAUCCUGGAAGACGCGCCUGGUCUCGCCAGCCUCUUCCAGACCGGAUACGACGAGGAGGUCACGAUGAGGCCCCCAGCCUUCGUGGACGGGGCAGACGACGGCGACGACGCCCUGUCGCCGCAGGACUUCUUCCUCGAUGGGGGCGCGCAGAGAUUGGAUAUGCGAGAGCUGCUCCGCCGCGGCGCCUCCAUGGGCGGGCGACUGCGAUCGAAGCCUGAAUUGCUGGCGGUCCACGUGCCGCGCGGCGACGGCACGGCGCUCUACCUCGGCGGCUGCGACAUCGCGCCCUACUGGGGCGAGCUCCCGGAGGUGGCUCUGAGGGCGGGGGAGGAAGACGUCGCAUGCCGCCUGCGCGCCUACGUGCAGUACAUCCAGCCCGAGGGAUCGGAAGCCGUCCCAUCCCACGUCCUGAAUGACCCCCGCGGCCAUUUCGUGGCCCACUUCGAGGAGGACGGGAGCUGGUACACUGCAGACGACCUGGGCGAUCGGCCGCGCGUGGUCCAGUGGGCGCCUGGCACCGAGCACAAUAUACCUUGCAUGAUCUUCCUUGAGAAGGUGGGCUCCAGGGCGGCCCGCGCCGAGGCAUGCCCGUGGCCGCCCGGGCCGGUCGUCGACGGCGCGGAGGGCGCGGGCGGCGACGGCGACGGCGACGCGGACGGCAAGGACAGCCCUGGCCUCGGCGGAGCGCCCGACAUGGACGAGGGUGGCGGGGCCGGCGACGUUGGCGGGCUGGGCGCGCGGAAGCGGCCCGCGGCGUCAGCGAGGAGCGGCGCCCCUCCCAAGAAGCGGCUCCGCCUCCGAGGGAAGCAGAGCGUGGCUGGGAGGCAGCAGAGCCGCGCCGGGAGGCAGCAGAGCCGCGACGGGAGGCAGCAGGAGAGGCAGCAGAGCCGCGCUGGGAGGCAGCAGGAGAGGCAGCAGAGCCGCGCUGGGAGGCAGCAGAACCGGGGCGGUCGGCAGGACCAGAAGCGCGGUUGCAAGCCGGAGGAGGUGCUCCGGCAGGGGCGUAAGCCGAAGAGCAAGGGAGACAACGCCGACGGGCCCCGGCAGGGCUUGCAGGCGGCGUGCGACGCGCGCCGGGAGUGCGGCGACCUGUUCUUGCUCUUGCACCUGCUGGAGCCGCUGGCUGCCACCGACGACCUCCUUAAGCACUACCCGGACUUCUUCGUCUACGCGGGCGACGACUGCGCCAACCGAUGGGCGACGUUCUUGCGCGCCCCCGAUCGGCCUGACAAGUUGGCUGGCAGGCUGCGGGUGGCGCUCGGGGUCACGGAGAACGAGAUUUCCGACGCCGAGCGCCGACUGGAGAGCGGGGAGUGGCUCAUGCACCAUGUCGCGGAGCUCCUGGACGAGCGUCUGAACUCCGCCCACAGCGCCCACUCCGUGGCGGCCGCGGUCCGCUUGGCGGUGGGCGACGGGCCGGGCGCGCAGGGCGAUGGCAACCCGCUGAGGGCGCACCUGGCCGAUGCGUGGCAGCGCAGACCCUGCAACCGCGGCCCGCCCCGGCACUCGGCCAUGCCUGCGCGCCUUCGGGAUCGCUCUGAGUGGUUCCAGUGCCCCGCGCCUGCGCUGCAUUAUGCCUGCCGCAUGUGCGAGGCCGAGUUCCCCGACAGGGAGGCGUUCAAGGCGCGCCAGGGCAGAGUCCACGGGGGGCAGCGGUGGUACCAGUCGCAGUAUGUGGCGCGGUGCGAGCUGGAGCCCUACCAGCCGUCGCCGACCGAGGAGCGCCAGGUGAGCGGCGGCGGGGAACUGCGCCCAGCCCCCGGUGACGUGCCCUUAGCGCUGGCGCUCCCAGCGCCAGCGAUAAGGGCAUCGAGAGCGCUGGGGGUCGGGCGGUGCUCCCCGCCAUCGCUGCAGGUGGUUGCCAGGUUCCACAUUUCCCAGUGCUGCGCCGCCGUCGACCCCGUGGACGAGCCGUUCGUCCCGAAGCCCGAACUGGAGGUGCAGAAGCAGCUCCUCCACGCGGAGAUCGUCGGCAGGAUCAUCGGCAAGAUCGGUCAGGGGGGGCCCGCGGAGGAGAUCUCCCUGCAGGCGGCCGGCGCGGCGGAGUCGGCAGCCCGCGCUCAGGCGGCGUGUCAGGCGAGGGGGCCCCGCGCUUUCCAGGCCUGCGUCUGCUGCGCCAUGCAGCAGUGGUCCGAGAAUCUCCACUCGGAGUACCUCGUCGGCGACAAGUGCACCAUAAAGAACCGGGCCCAGUUCGCGGACUGCCUGUCGGCCGAGUGGUAUCACCAACGAUGGCCCCUCAUACCGCGCGACGAGCUGAUGUCGUCGGCCGUGGACUUCCCCCACAACGACUGCGAGGGCUCGCCGAAGUCCACGAAUAUACUCCUGCACAAGAGGCGCGUGUCGCCUGAGGCGCUCGAAGGGAAGGUGCCAGUGAAAGUCGAUUGCCGGAGAGACCUGUGGAAGGCCGCUCUCGCGCGCCAGAUGCUGCUCGCGCUCGGCCGCGUCGUGUCCACGAAGAUCUACCUGUCCAGCAAGGGCGCCGAGAAGGCCGUCCGGCAGGAGCAGCAGUCCUGGAGGCAGAAGUUCUUGCAGUACGCCAUGCAGGGCACCGCCAUCGUGUUCGGGAACGGGAACGUGGACCACGCGACGCGGAGCUUCCCGCUGGAGCCCGACAUGCUCAGGGAGGUGGCGCUGCACGUCGACAAGGCGGAGUACGACGCCCAGGCGCGGUUGUUGAAGCAGCGCAACUACGUGUACAAUGACCCGGGCGUGCAGUGCCGAUCGGACCUCGUGGGCCGUUUCCCCCCGCAGCCGGACGUGCCCGACUUCAUGCUGGCCUGCGCGAAGUAUGUCCCCACGGACGCGGCGUUGGACGACGUCGCGCAGGCGCAGGGGCCCGCCUCGGCCACCACGGGCGCGCAGGCAGAGAUGAGCGCGGCCGCCGAGGGCAUGCUCGAGAGGAUGGAGAGUCAGGCGGGGCGCGCGGUGGCCAACGAGCUGAUGUCCAGGCUCGAGGAACAGGGGGGCGAGGAUAGGGCGCUGCCGCUGGACGAGAUCGGGCGUCACCGCCUGCGGGACCUCUGCCAGGAGUUCCGCGCGCGCUGUCGGAAGAUCUCCCCCGGGGAGGACACGGCGAAGCUGCGCUGGCGCGUCCAGGCGCUGGAGACGAACAAUUGCCAGGCGGAGGGGGGCGCGGGCGACCUGGCGCGACCUGCAGGAGUCGCGGGGACUCCCGCCGAGGACGACCCGCGCUCCUUGCAGGGACCGCCUGGCCCCGACGGCCAGCGGAAGGCGAGGCUUCGGGUGCCCACUUCGAGGAAGGCGGAGAGCUGGUGGAAUACGAAGUACUGGUCCGUUGCCAGGCCCACGGACUUCUGCUACGGGGACUGCGCCUGGGGCCUCGGCCAGCUCCCCCCGGACGGAGACGAGGAUCCGCAGAAGCAGAAGGAGGGUCGGCUCUGCUUCAGCGUGGCGCACUUCAUCAAUAAUCUUCUCACGCGGGAGGAGAUGGAGUACGACGUGCCUGGCGACGAGGAGAAGUGCGUGGCCAGGCCCAUCAGUCGUUUCCGGAGCUCCUGGUACGAUGUGCACCUGCUGUGUUCCUUCUGGAGAGUCACGGAGACGACCGCCAGCACCUGCGCCUUCCUGAAGACGCCGGGGGCGUUCGGGGCCGCUCGCGUCUGCGCGGACAUCGCGCCGGAGAUGAUCGAGGAGGUGCAGCUCAGGGCGCAGCAGACGGGCCUGAAGGCCACGCUGCACGGCAUCCUCGAGGACAAGGACACCCCGAACGAGGUGCGCAAGGCCUUCGCCACCCUUGGCCAGGCCACCGCCAGCCAAGUCGGGUCCGACGGACACAGGCGGGAGCUGCGUGGAGAGGGCGAGGCAUAUACCUUGCGCUUCGGCCCACCCGUCCAGUUCGCCACCCCGAAUCUGGCAGACACCAAGCAGCCCCUGAUCCUCAUCGUGCAGGGGGAGGAGUACUCCUUCGGCAACGACCUGACCGAGGCGGAGCAAGUAACGUUCAGCGAGAUGUCGCGGCGCAUCGCCGCGGACCCCGUGGGCCAGGCCGUAGUGUUCGAGCUGAUGAUGAGGCUGUUCUUCGUCCACGUCCUCGGCCUGCGCCAGGACACCGUCGGGUGGCGGCGAGGAGAAGUUCGAAAGGCUUCGGAACACUGGAUCUCCGACGGCGUGGCGGCCGACCUCAUGGCCGUGCCCACGGUGUUCGGCCCCCUGGCGGCGGCCUUCGGUCCGGUCGAGGCUCAGGGUCAGCUGCGCGUGCUCUUGGACAUGCUGCAGCGCGACGAGGCGCGCUUUCAGGAGCGCCUGAACCUGUGGAUGCGGCAGGUGGUGCAGGCCGUGGUCGCCACCCAGCAGGGCGCCGUGGAGCUGCUGCCCCUGCAGCUGCAGGGGGGCGAGGACAAGUGCGGGGUCGCGGCGCCGCCGCUGCCGUUCGGGCCCAACGAGAAGCGGUACUUCAGGGCCGACGGGGGCGCGGAGAUGGCGACGGCAGAGCAGCUCGGUAGGGAAGGCGAAACGGAGGAGGCGCUGUGGUUCUACGAUCCCAGGGCAGACGGCUACCACAGGGCGGUUCGCGCCGAUCUACCGCUGCGCAACAACGGCGGCGAGGCCGUAGACGGCGAUGCGGCGUGGACAGAGCAGCGGGCCGCGGAUAACAAGGGGUACUGGCGGCGGCCGCUCUCCAGCAGCGCCUCCGGCAUCUUCCUGAGAUGUGCCGCGACGCGCGCGAGCUCGUCAUCGGCUGCGGCCAUCCACGUCUGCAGCCCCUCCUGCUACAAGUACCAUUCCGACAAGACGCGUGGCUCGCAGAUCUGCCGCCACAACUUCUACAACCUGGUGACGCUGUGCACGUGGCCCGAGGGGGGGGACUCACAAGAGUGCCGGCUCCGCGCGCGCGGGAAGGCUCUGCGCGGCUGCAUCGGCAUCUUCCGGGAGACGGACUACGGCAUGGCCGGGCGCAUCGUCGCCUUCCAGCUCCACCCCGGUGAGGCCUCGACGAAGUGCGCGGCGGUCGUCUCGGCGCGGUGCAACGUGGACGUGCAGGACAUGAGGCGGGCGCUGCCCCCGCGUCUGUGGAUGGAUGCGUCGGAGCUGGAACCGCCGGCGAACGAGGAGGACCGCAAGAGCUACAACCAUGGCCUCUACCCUCAGCGCUACGCCGACUUCUCGGUGGGCGCCUGGGAGGACUGGGGAUGGUUCCAGCAUCUGAACACCACGUCCGCGGAGAAGUGGGACCUCGUCGGGGAGCUCGCGAACCGCGACAGCCCCGCCGUGGACGGUGGCGACGCUGCGCGCGCCGAUCUCCAACGCGACCUGGAGCGGCACGCGCUGGCCACCUUCGUGGACGCCCACAACACGAGCUACUACGUGAACUCGUACACCACGAAGGUGAACCCCAGCAUGGACGACGUGCUCUGCAAGCUCCUCGACGGCGUGCGCCGCCUGAAGAGCCAGUGGGACGACAGGGAGGCGCAGGCCGCGGGCGGCGCCAGCGACGAGGCCCAGUCGACCGCCGCAGGAAAGCGCAAGGAAGAUUUCAAGCGCACGCUGCAGGUGCUGGCCCGCUUCGAAACCUGCUUCCGCAGGGCCUCCUGGAAGAGCGGCAGCGAGAUGGUCUUCCCCAUGCUCUUCGGGCACCUCUCCUUCAUGACGCACCGUUGCUGGAAGGUGUUCAUGCGGAAACCCAUUUACCUCGCCGAGGAGUCCUGGCGCAGGCGGUAUGGCCAGGCCGACGCCGCGGAAAGCGCACCCGCCGCCUCGAUCACGUUCGCGGUCCCUGGCACUGGACAGCAGGUCGCGAUGCCAGGGUGGCGCGAGGCGCAGCGCGAGGGCGAGCCGGUGUACGUCAGCCCCGACGGCGAGGAGUUCGACACGAUCGAGUACGCGCACCAGGCGUUCCAGAUCGCGAGCGCCAGCGGCAGCUCGCUGCGCGACGUGGCGAAGGCGCUGAACAAGUUGCGGGAAGGCGAGGCCGAAGAGGCGCCCGAGACACUGGGGCCGACUGUCGAGGGCCUCGCGCAGGGCAAGUUCAGGGGCGCAGUGCUGAGCCAGCGCGACGACUGGAUGCGCCGCGGAGACCACCCUAUUGUCCGAGACAUGAGCUUGUACGUCUACAGCAUCUGGGUGCACCGCGUGGAACUGCCGCUGCAUGCCCUUUCGGCCGGGGAGCUGGAUCCCGAGGGCAGCGGGGGUCGCACCCUGCACGUCGACAUCGCCUUCGACUCGUCCUACUCGGCGGCGCGGAACUGGACGCAGAGGCUGGCCGUCGAGCCGCGCAUCCCGAAGGCCGACGGCUUCCAGUUCGUGAGCGCGGAGUCGAGCGUGGAGACGCACUCCCUCAUGAAGUCGGUGCUGCUCCGGCCAGUGCACCUGCCGGACGCCGACGGCCCCAACGACACGAAGGAGCUGCGCUACCUCCGCGCGUACGAGCACAUGUGCGCGGCGCCGGAGGGCGAGCCGGAGUGGCCGGCGCAGCCG